Racocetra persica is the source of this 195-nucleotide messenger RNA. The record is from the annotation of a GenBank genome assembly. Lineage: Eukaryota; Fungi; Glomeromycota; Glomeromycetes; Diversisporales; Gigasporaceae.
AUUUUUAAUGGAAAUGGUGUUAAUAAAUUAAUGAACCAAGUUCAAGCUAGCUUAUCUCUCUUACCACUCGGAUUGACAAAUUUUCAUUAUCGGCUUCGUAGUUAUGAUAGCAAACUGGGUAAUUAUAGAAAUAUACAUCAAAAUGGUAGGAUCUAUGACCAUUUUCCUGGGAAUCCUGAACAAAAUAUUAUUCAU